Mytilinidion resinicola is the source of this 756-nucleotide messenger RNA. RefSeq lists its product as uncharacterized. NCBI's taxonomy places the organism in Eukaryota, Fungi, Ascomycota, Dothideomycetes, Mytilinidiales, Mytilinidiaceae. The coding region runs from base 1 to 756 and encodes 251 amino acids. The transcript is spliced from 3 exons. The record is from RefSeq and is a predicted model, not a curated record.
AUGUCUAACUACAACGACAACGACAGCUACGGCUCCAACCAGCGCGGAGGAGACUCGUCCAACUACGGACAAGACUCCGGCCGCACUGGAGGAGGAGACUCCUACGGACAGGGCAACGACUCCUUUGGACAGACCCAAGACUCUAGCCGCACUGGUGGCCUCGGUGGAGGAGACUCUUACGGACAGGGCAACACUGGUGGCCAAGGAGGAGACUCCUACGGACAGGGCAAUGACUCCAGCACCACGGGAGGCCUAGGGGGAAACGAUUCCUAUGGCAGCACCAAGCGCUCCGACAACAACGACUCUUACGGAGAUGACUCCUCCAGCAACCAGUACGGGUCAGGUACCACAGGCGGAGCUGGCUUUGGCAACAAGACCUCCGGCAACGACGACAGCACCUUCGACAGCAGCAACACCAAGUACGGAAAGUCCGAUGAGACCACACCGUACAGCGGCGGGAACGACUCCUACGGAAGCGGAACCACUGGCGGUGCUGGCUAUGGCAACAAGGCCGGAGGUAAUGAUGACAACUCGAACUCGAAGGGUGGUGACUCCACCGUGGGCAAGCUCUUGGAGAAGGCCGGCGGCGUGUUCAAGAACGACAACAUCGCUGAGAAGGGCCGCGCCAAGCGCGAGGAGAAGGGCUUCGGAGGAAACGAUGACUCUUAUGGAGGGUCGAACCAAGACUCCUCGUACGGAUCCACCAACCAGGAUUCCUCGUAUGGUAACUCUGGCAACAACAACAAUAACUACUAG